AAAGGCCAGCGAAAAUGUCGAAGCCGGUAUUACGUGUAUUAUCGCAAAUCUCUGGUGAUGCCAGUGGACCACCCACCUGGCUGGAUCAACAGGAGCUGCAGCGUUUGAUAACUGAGAAUAGUCCGAAGUUCCAAAGUAUUGUUGGCAUAAGCACAAGAUCGGAGCAAUUCCCUAAAAGUGCGCUGCGUAUGCAAAUUCAAGUGAAGUUGGCGGAAAACACCAUUCAAACGAUGAACUUUUUGGUAAAGUCAAAGGAACAAACCAAUUAUGAUACACUAAAGUUUCCACGGCCCCACAGCUUUGAACUGGAGAUGCACAUGUACAAUGAAGUGUUGCCAGCUCUUGAGGAACUCUACAAGAAUGUGGGGAAGAGCAUAAAUUUCAGUCCGCACAGUCAUAAGCCUAAGCUAGUACAUCCAGCAAAGGACUCCAAAUGUCUGUACCUUGACUAUCUGCAGGACAAGGGAUAUAAGUUGGCUAAUCAGCCCAAAGGACUAAGCAAAUCAGCCAUGGAGGCAAUCCUCUCCAAGCUGGCCGCUUAUCAUGCCGCCACAGCCCGGUAUCUUCAACUGAAUCCAAACCAAUUAAGGGAACUAUCAAAUCGCAGUUCAAGGAAAGAAUCUGAUCAUAAAAUAGCUGAACUUAAGAACUUUCUUCAGCGUAAAUUUAGCGAGAGUUUGCGAUCAAAUGGUCUACAGGAUUAUGAGGAUAAGGUGAAAUGCUACCUAAAAAAUUUAGCUGAUUGCGAGAAGACGGAUAUAAAGAGAUCUUUUAAUGUCAUCUCAAUUGGUGCUUGUUGGCCCAACAAUUUACUUGGACAUUUCGAUGCCUUUGGCAAUGUGAAGGAUGCGAUUUUUAUUGAUUUUGGUAGCGUCAGCCAUGGACCUGCUAUCUAUGAUCUAUUCCAACUGCUUCUAACAGCACCUGCUGAAAAAACUGAGCAUUUUGAUGCUCACUUGAGAUAUUAUCAAGAUGAACUUAAUGCCAACUUAAACUUGCUCAAUUUCAAGGGAAGUUUACCUACAUUGACAGACCUUCAAGUGGAGCUAUUAGAUUUUGGACAUUGGGGCGUAGAAGUGGUUAUGGAAAUAUUACCAUUGGUCCUAGCUGAUUUUGAAUCUUCCGAUGUGGAUGAUAUAUUCAAGACUCGAAAGUACUCGGAGGAAAUCAAGAAGCUUCUGCCCUGGCUGGAGAAUCGUGCCUAUUUUGAGGUUGAACCAGAACCCAUUAAUUACUAUUAAAACCGAUUGAAUCCAUGUUUAUAAUCUGAUUUUAUAAACAAUUCUUGAAGUCAAAAUAAUUCGACCAACAUCCACCUGAUAAUCUUGCAACCACAACUUGUUUCUGUAUCUAACAACAUUAUUAUAGCUUGAUUUGUGUGCGAAUUCUUGCAGCUGCCGCAGCAACAACACAUGUUGAUGCAACAUUGAAGUCACAGCCCAAACA
Messenger RNA from Drosophila innubila, 1446 nucleotides. RefSeq lists its product as uncharacterized. Lineage: Eukaryota; Metazoa; Arthropoda; Insecta; Diptera; Drosophilidae. The coding region runs from base 15 to 1241 and encodes 408 amino acids. The record is from RefSeq and is a predicted model, not a curated record. The transcript is spliced from 4 exons.